Messenger RNA from Arachis stenosperma, 4555 nucleotides. RefSeq names its product putative disease resistance RPP13-like protein 1. Gene Ontology annotation, molecular function: ADP binding. Gene Ontology annotation, biological process: defense response to other organism. NCBI's taxonomy places the organism in Eukaryota, Viridiplantae, Streptophyta, Magnoliopsida, Fabales, Fabaceae. The transcript has 3 exons. The record is from RefSeq and is a predicted model, not a curated record. Bases 192 to 4154 code for a protein of 1320 amino acids.
UUAAAAUAUAGUGUUAUAAAAAUGAAAAGUUACUCCACUACUUUGAAUUAAGUUAUCUCGGAGAAUAAUACCACGUCUUGUUCCUAACUUGCAAUUGUAAAGAAUUGUUCUUUUCUUCUAUUCUGAAAACUUUUAGCUUAGUUCUUUCCUUCUAUUCUUAAAAUUUGAUUACUUUGAUCUUGUUUGAGAUCAUGGCUGGAGUUCUUGUUGGUGGAGCUUUUCUGUCUGGCUUCAUUAAUGUUGUCCUGGACAGGCUCAUUUCUGCUGAUGCUGUCAACUUGGUUGUGGGUAAGAAGCUUAGCUCUGACUUGGUUGAGAGGCUGAGGAAUGCUCUGACAGAUGCUGGAGCUCUCGUUGAUGAUGCAGAGCUCAAGCAACUGGAUAACCAUGAUGUGAAGGAUUGGCUCAACUCUCUCCGAGAUGCUCUUUACACUGCUGAUGACUUGCUGGACCGCAUCUGCACCAAAGCUGCAACUCAAAAGGUCACUCUCUUGGGUAGAAUCUUCAAUUCUGAAGAUAGGCAGAUGGUGAAUGAGAUAGAAAGGGUGGUUAGAAGGAUAGAAGAUCUUGAGAAACGCAAAGGAAAGCUUGGGCUUGAAAAGAUUUCCACUGCUAGCUUCUCCUGGAAAACCCCAUCCACUUCUCUUGUAAAAGGGAAUGUGUAUGGCAGGGAGGAUGACCAGAAGGCCUUAAUCAAGAUGCUGAAUGACAACAAUGAGCAUCACCUGUCUGUGAUCUCUAUUGUUGGCAUGGGUGGUGUUGGUAAAACUACUUUGGCUCAAUGGAUGUAUAAUAAUGCAGAGUUGAUGGUGGGAUUUGAUCGGAAAGCAUGGGUUUGCGUUUCGGAAAACUUCAAUAUUGUUGAGACUACAAAGAAUAUUGUAAAAGAGAUCUCUACAAAUACUCAGGAUCUUGACAGCCUCAAUUCAAUUCAAGAUGCUCUGAAGAAAGAAUUGUCUGAAAAGAAGUUCUUUGUUGUUUUGGAUGAUGUUUGGAGUAAUGAUCAUCUUCAAUGGAAGGAUUUCCUCGCCCCUUUUCAAUAUGGGGUUAAGGGAAGUACUAUUCUUCUAACUACUCGCAAGGAAGAUGUUGGUUCAGUUGUCCAAACAAAUUACCACCCUCACUAUCUCAAUCCAUUAUCAGAAGACUAUUGCUGGUCGGUGUUUGCUGCCAAUGCUUCUUUUCCAGAAUCAAAUGGAAGCCCAACACUAGAAGGAAUAGGCAAAAGGAUUGCGAGGAAGUGUGACGGUUUGCCAUUAGCAGCGGAAACACUUGGUUGCUUGUGCAGAAGGCAUGAUGCUGAGGAAUGGGAAAAAAUCUUAAGGAGUGAUAUUUGGAGAUUUUCUACAAAUGAGAGUAAGAUUAUUCCAGCAUUGUUAAUUAGUUAUUUUCACCUUCCUGCACAUUUGAAACGUUGUUUUGUUUAUUGUGCACUGUAUCCGAAAGAUUAUCUUUUGGAUAAAGAUGAACUAAUUUUGCUAUGGAUGACCGAAGAUCUUUUAAGGCUACCAAAUAGAGGAGAGAGUUUUGAAGAAGUUGGUUGCAAAUAUUUUGAAGAAUUAGCUUCCAGAUUGUUUUUUAAACCAAGUAAGUAUAAUUUUAAGAGAUUUGUGAUGCAUGAUCUCUUGCAUGACUUGGCAAUAUUCCUUGCUGGAGACUUCUAUUAUAGAAUACAAGAGCUUGGUGAACAAGAAAAGAAGAAGGUUCUCACUCGUCAUUUGUCACAUUUCCCACGUGGAAGCUUAGGUCCUCCAAUCACAAAAGUCUCUAACUCCAUUGCGAAAUUGGAAUCUUUCAGGACAUCGUUGUAUAUCGAUGAUUUGUUUAGCAUGGAAAGCGGAGAAUCAAAGUUUAAAUACUUGAGAGUUUUAUCCUUUGUUAAACUUGAUGUAUUACCUGAUUCAAUAGGUGAAUUGAUUCAUCUACGCUAUUUGAAUCUCUCUUGGUGUAAGAUUAAUAGGUUGCCCGAAUCGUUGUGCAACUUGUAUAAUCUACAAACAUUAAUAUUGUAUGGAUGUACUAAGCUGACCAUGUUGCCCAGUGGCAUGCAUAAUCUUGUGAAUUUACGGCAUCUUGAUCUUAGGGCAACUUCUUUGGAAGAAAUGCCUAGAGGAAUAAGUGAAUUGAAACACAUGCCUAUUUUAGAUUACUUUGUGGUGGGCAAGCACAAAGACAAUGGAAUCCAGGAAUUAGGAGGGCUGUCAAAUCUUGAAGGUUCAUUUGAGAUUAGGAAGUUGGAGAAUAUUGUGGACGUGAAAGAAGCAGAGAAUGCAAGAAUGAUAAACAAGAAUCUCAUCAGCAAAUUAUACUUGCAGUGGUCUUCAGGUGGUGAUAUGGUUUCGAAUACACAAACUGAGAGAGAGAUCCUCCACAGCUUGGCACCGCACAAUGGCUUGAAAGAGUUGAGAAUAAGGGGAUACAGGGGUACAAGGUUUGCAGAUUGGUUAGGGCAUUCUUCCUACAGCAAGAUGACACAUGUAUCGUUGGUGUGUUGCAUGAACUGUUGCAUGCUGCCUUCACUUGGACAGCUACCAUCUCUUAAGUCCCUCUACAUUCAAGAUUUCAGUCAGCUCAGCAGCAUUGGAAUUGAGUUUUACAAGAAUGAAGACAAUCCUUCUUUGCAUAUUGCUCCUCCUUUUCCCUUGUUGGAGAGUCUGAAAUUUUAUAAUAUGGCAUGUUGGGAGGAGUGGCACUUACCUGACUCAAAAGCUUUUCCUCAGCUUAAGAGUCUUGAAAUGAGAGAUUGUCCAAUGUUAAAGGGAGAUAUGCUCAAUCAUGUAUUAAUGAGAAUUGUUUCUUCCUCAAUGGAUGUUUCAAAAGUUCGCAAACUGGAAAUACGACAAGAUGACAUAGGAGGGUUUCUAGAGAUGGUACUUUCUGGGGAUACUUUAUCAUUUAGCGGUUGUGAAUCUAUGGUGGAGUCUGCAAUUAAGGCAAUGAUGAGCAUCAACCAUCUAAGUUGCCUCCAAGAAAUUGAAAUCUCAGAGUGUUCAUCACUGAUCUCGUUGUCGUUGGAUGCCUUUCCGAAUCUCAAAGGUCUCGAGAUAAAAGGAUGUUCAAAUCUGGAAUCAGUUUCAAUGUCAGAGCCACCAUCUAAAUCUCUGCAAAAUCUGAGAAUCAUGAAAUGCAGAAAACUGGAAUUUCUUCAACAACAGCACAAGUAUGAUUUGGUAGGCCUAUAUAUAUUUGACAGCUGUGAUUCACUGACCUCGUUGUCGUUGGAUGCCUUUCCCAGUCUCAAAGUUCUCGAGAUAAAAGGAUGUUCAAAUCUGGAAUCAGUUUCAAUGUCAGAGCCACCAUCUAAAUCUCUGCAAAAUCUGAGAAUCAUAAAAUGCAGAAAACUGGAAUUUCUUCAACAACAGCAGAAGUAUGAUUUGGUAAGCCUGUAUAUUUUUGACAGCUGUGAUUCACUGACCUCGUUGUCGUUGGAUGCCUUUCCCAAUCUCAAGAAUCUCGAGAUAUUUUGGUGUAGGAAUCUGGAAUCAUUGUCAAUGUCAGAGGCACCACACGCUGCUCUUCAACGUCUCUCCAUUGCUUUCUGCAACAAAUUAGUGUCAUUAGCAGGAGAAGGACAGGCUGCACCCAACUUGACUCAUCUAAGCCUCAUAGAAUGCUCCAAGUUGGAGGCAUUACCACGUGACAUGAAUAGUCUAUUCCCAAGUUUACACUCUCUCCACAUAUAUUGCCCAAACAUUUGCAGGUUGGCAGAGGGUGAUUUGCCGCCUAACUUGAAAGUACUUGAAGUGGGAAUUUGCGAGGAACAAAUGAGGGAUCUAUCAUGGAUGGCCAACUUGCACGCCCUCACUCGUCUUAUUAUUAAUGGUUCUUGGUGUAAGAGCAUAAAGUCAUACCCAGAGGUGGGUUCGCUGCCUCACCUUCCCUCCCUUACCACUCUUGUGAUAUGGCGCUUCCAUAAUCUGGAGACAUUGGAGUGCAACAAGCUUCUCCGCCUCACCUCCCUUCGACAAUUGCACAUUUCAUACUGUUGGAAGCUGGAGAAUAUGGAAGGAGAAAAGCUGCCUCCCUCUCUCUUGCUACUUAAAGUUUAUCACUGUCAUUUGCUGGGAGAACACUGCAGGAACAAGCAUCAACAAAUUUGGCCUAAAAUUUCCCACAUCCCCACCAUUAAAGUCAAUGGAGAACAAAUGUUCUGAAUAGAGAUUUCUGAAGAGCAGAUAGAUUUUAACGAAGUAAAAGUACCCAAAUGGUGGAGAUUUCAUCUUAUACAAGGUUUUAGCUUCAGGUAAAAGUUCACAGAUGUUCGAGAUUUCAUUGCACAUGUAUAUCUAUAUAUAUAUAUAUGGAGAUGUAAAGUGGAUUAAUGUGUUGGGAAGCAGUAGUGUUUUCUGAUUUCAGCUUCCAUGUUAAUUGGUAUCCACACUAGUUUAAAUUAAUGACUGAUGUGUAUCAUAUGAUUCAUAUCCACACUACAUGUGGAGUUGAUUGGAUUAUUCAAUUCAAUGCUUUGCUUCAAAGAUGGGAACCAUAGCUGCUUGUUUGGUUAUCAAUAGCAGUCAUUUUUUAAACUAGAGUGAGACCUGCGCAAUGUGUGGAG